AAAGCAUAAGUAAGUAAAAACACCAGAACAUAAGCAUACGCGCAAGCCAGGGCCGUAGCCAAUAAAAAAAAUAUAUGACUGAGGCAAUGUCCAUGGUUAAUUUCUCUUCCUAGGUAUUUACCAGUGUUUUACUUUCCUCCAAAAAAAAAAAAUCCAAAACGAAAAACAUGACUGAGUCAAGUGCCUUGGUUUUCUUCGGCUUGUGCCGUGGUUAUGUCGCAGUGAGGACGCGGGUGCUAAACGUCCUAAAUGCAAGCGACAGAAGCAUAAGCAUAGACACAAGGUCGUCGACCAAUCAUAACUCACUUUGACCGAGACUUGUGCCAAGAUAUUGCAAACCACAAGACGGACUCCGCCAUAUUGUUUAACAAUUGAGGAGGGCUCAUGUCUAUUCUUGUCCCUAGAGCCACAUGUUUCUUUGACGAGAUGGAGCUGGUAUCUAAACUCCCAGUCAUUCGUGACGCUUCUCGUUCAGCUCUCGUUCCUGCUUGUGCGCUAGUGAAAACCAACCGUACCUAAACCUGCCUUUAGUCUUCAUGUUUUCUUUAUAAUGCACUACAGCUAGGGUAUUGCUGGCUUUUUUGUUUUCUUUCAAAGAUUACACCUAAGUAAGGUCUACAUUGAUGAAAACCUGUACGAAAUAAUGGAGAGAACAAUUCAAUCGCAUGAAAACUCGAACAUUAAAUUCAGAAACAAUUUAAUUGUCGUUUAAUCUUAUGGCGAAUAGAAACAAUCAAUGACACUGAUCCUUUAUUUCAUUUGUUUUUCUCUUUUCUUUAAGCUGACGGUGUUGAAAUGUCGCCAACGUCAAGUUAUGUCGUAGGUGGCCCAAGUGCGUCCCGUUCGACGGAUAGGCGAAGCUAUGGCAUGGAGUCUGUCGAAGAUGAUCCCUUCAUUUUAGCUGCAUCCACACAUUCUCUGAAAUCGAUUGGCGAUAGCAAGAAAACGAACAAUGCCAAUGUUAACUAUGGUUACUCGUCAGAAGAUUCUGUCCGACCUCAGCCUGAAAUGCUACUUAAGCCAGGGUCACGUGUCUCAAGCAACAAGCCUACUGCACAGAGCACGGGAGAGGUCGUUGCAAAUUCGUCAUACCUCGUUAGAGGACCACAGAGAGACUUGAACACACUACCCCUGCCUCAAGAACCACCAUCUUUUGAGCAAGCCAUGCUUCAGUCGGAAACAAAUGGAAACCUUACAGAGCCUGGUAAGGGAAGAUAUGCAGGCCGCAGACCAAAACCCUCACAGGCUACCAGUGGCUCAAUCAGAGGGCUCCUUGAUCCAACGGUAAUUUAUGCCACGCCAGAAAAGAAGAAUAAAUCCAGUAAGCCUUCUGCGGAACUCCAUGGACUAGCACCAGGUAAGAUAGCUUGAUAUGUCAAACUUAGAGGGCCCGUAUAAUGUUGCUGAAAAUAAAACACCUUUGUAUUCUCUACGGUAUCUGCCGGGGUAACAUUUGUCUAUCAUUCCCCUUCCAAGACACCCUUACCCAAAAGAACAUAAUUUAUUACAGAUCACCCUUAGGAUGUUCACUAAGACUGAUAAGACCAAUAAUAUGUAAAUAGUCAACUUAAUCCUUUUUGAGAGUCGUGACUAACGUAUCAAAAUAAGCAUAUUUUGACUUUUGAUUUAGUCGUAUUGAU
Messenger RNA from Orbicella faveolata, 1640 nucleotides. RefSeq lists its product as uncharacterized. Gene Ontology annotation, biological process: cell-cell adhesion. Gene Ontology annotation, molecular function: cell adhesion molecule binding. Lineage: Eukaryota; Metazoa; Cnidaria; Anthozoa; Scleractinia; Merulinidae. Gene Ontology annotation, cellular component: cell-cell junction; plasma membrane. The record is from RefSeq and is a predicted model, not a curated record.